Messenger RNA from Gasterosteus aculeatus aculeatus (three-spined stickleback), 1676 nucleotides. It is a transcript of the gene spam1, whose product is annotated as sperm adhesion molecule 1. Gene Ontology annotation, molecular function: hyalurononglucosaminidase activity. Lineage: Eukaryota; Metazoa; Chordata; Actinopteri; Perciformes; Gasterosteidae. Gene Ontology annotation, biological process: hyaluronan catabolic process; carbohydrate metabolic process. The record is from RefSeq and is a predicted model, not a curated record. Gene Ontology annotation, cellular component: acrosomal vesicle.
AAAGAAACCGCUUCCUUCGUCACAUGAAGCAGCAAAAGCACGUAACGAAGUUCAGACACGUCCGUCCUUUAGAAGAGAGCAGCAGCCGCCGCGAUGGCCUCUUCGUCCUUCUUGUGCUGCCUCGCCCUCUGUGUCAUUGGAUCGGUCGCCGCUGCCCUCGCUCUGCCGCUCGCAGAGCCGCCGCUGAUCCACGACCACCCCUUUGUGGCCAUCUGGAACGCCCCCGUCGACCAGUGCCGCCGGCUCCACAUUCCGCUCGAGACCUCGGCCUUCCAGGCGGUGACCACGCCGGCGGCCGUGCCCCGCCAGUUCCUCACCAUCUUCUAUGAGGACCGCCUCGGUUUGUACCCCAAAGUCGACAUCGCCAAGCACAAGAUCUAUAGAGGUGGCGUCCCCCAAAAUGGAAACCUUAACGAGCAUCUGGCCAAGGCGCAGAGUCAAAUCAACCACUACAUCUCCCAGGAUUCCUUGCCUGGGCUCGCUGUCAUUGACUGGGAGUCCUGGCGCCCCCUGUGGGAACAGAACUGGGCUUCGAAACAGAUCUAUAAGAAGCUGUCCAUCACUCACGCCAUGCAGGUGGCCCCGUUUUUGUCGUCCAGGAGAGUUUCCGCGCUGGCUAAAAUCCAGUUUGAACGCGCCGGGCGGCGUUUCAUGGAGAAGACCAUCAGCCUCGGCAUCGGCGAGCGUCCGAGUCGCCGCUGGGGCUUCUACCUCUUCCCCGACUGCUACAACUAUGGCUGGGAGAAGCCCGACUACACCGGGAAGUGCUCCGCCAAGACCCAGAAGCAGAACAACCAGAUGCUUUGGCUGUGGGAGCGCAGCACCGCCCUCUUCCCCUCCGUCUACCUCCGGCAGGCCAUGAGGAACUCCCCCAAGGCCCCGCUCUUCGUCCGCAACCGAGUCCAGGAGGCCCUGAGGGUGGCCGCGCUGCCUAAACGUCCAUACACCAUGCCGGUCUACGUCUACGCCAGGGCGCUGUACCGGGACCAGAACGAGAACGCACUGACCCAGACGGACCUGGUGAGCACCGUGGGAGAGUCUGCAGCUCUGGGAGCUUCAGGGGUCGUAAUGUGGGGAGGAACCAAAGACUACGACAACAAGGCCGCCUGCGAGUCGCUGUCCGAGUACCUGACGUCCACUUUCAACCCGUACAUCGCCAACGUGACGGCGGCUGCCAUGCUCUGCAGCCAGGUUAUGUGCCAGGGGGGGGGGCGCUGCGUGAGGAAGAGCUACGAUUCUGCCGACUACCUGCACCUGAACCCGGCCCACUUCAGCAUCCUGCGGGUCCGCAAGAAGUUCGUGGCCAUCGGUAUCCCGUCCGCUGCCGACCUGGAGGUCUGGGCCGGGAACUUCACCUGUCAGUGCUACGCGGGGCGGGGUUGCUCCCCCAAACUGUCCCGGCCGACCGGAAUCAUGCACAUCUGGGUUUAACCAGUGCGAGAGCACACUUCCUGCCAAGGCUUACAUUUAAUUACUGCUGUAGCUUUAAUGAGAUGAUGGGCUCGUUUAUUACAUCAGUGAUGCUGUGUUUGUUUAAAACAAGGACAGAUAUUAAGUAAGAAAAUUGUACAUUUUACAAGUCACAUAUUUAAAUGUGUCUUUCCCAUAGUUACAUCCUGAUUUAUUUGAAUUAAAAACCAAGAGCCAACGUUAAUAAAUUAAUGCCUGAAAAUAAA